Sipha flava (yellow sugarcane aphid) is the source of this 2054-nucleotide messenger RNA. RefSeq names its product protein ZBED8-like. The coding region runs from base 350 to 1678 and encodes 442 amino acids. The transcript has a single exon. NCBI's taxonomy places the organism in Eukaryota, Metazoa, Arthropoda, Insecta, Hemiptera, Aphididae. The record is from RefSeq and is a predicted model, not a curated record.
GGGUGGUAGAGGGACGGUAAACGGUUCACGCAAAAACGUUGUAGAUGGUGUCGGUGUGACCUAAAAAUAAUUCAUACUUGAUAAUCCAUACAAUAACUAUCAGUCACUACUAAAUCUACGCAUUGCACUAUAACUUAUCUUUGAUUGUUGACAAAUUUAUUAUCUUAAUUAUUUUAGCGAUUGUGCGUUGACAUUAUACUUUAUUAUAGGUACCUAUAUUAACCAACCUUUUAGUACACCGUUUGAUUUGACCCGCGUAUGUUGUAUAUUAGUUUUCGUUAUAUUCAGUCGGUUGGUAAAGUGUUUUUUUUUAAAUUGUUUUCAAUUUCAUAAAAUUGUAUUUACAAAAAUGUCUGAUGCAAAAAGAAAAUGCCGUCAAUAUAAUACGACGUAUUUAAAGUUUGGAUUUAUUCCAUCGCCAUCCAACAUACAGCUCCCUAUGUGUUUAAUUUGUAACAAAGUGUUCUCCAAUGAGGCAAUGAAACCAUCUCGUUUACAGGAACAUUUGCAAAAAGUUCAUCCUGACAAACAAAAUAAAGAUUUGUCGUUUUUCACAAAUAUUAGGGACAAGUUUCUGAAGGCACCAUCGGUCUCAGGCUUAUGCGCAGGCUCAUCAAAACAAUGCGAUGAUGGUUUGAUUGCUUCUUAUAAUAUAUCGAAAUUGAUCGCAAAAUCGGGAAAAGCCCAUACCAUAGGCGAAGAGUUAAUACUUCCAGCUGUCAAAGAAAUUUUAGAAACGGUUUUACACCAUUCAGCCUCACACAGUGUAAUACAAAAUGUCCCAUUAAGCAACGAUACUGUGCGACGGCGAAUCGACGAAAUGGCGGAAGACGUUGAAAUUUCAUUAUGUGAACUUCUAGUAUCCACCGAAUUUUCACUUCAAAUCGACGAAUCAACAUUACCGAAUAAUGAGGCAUUACUAUUGGCAUACGUCCGGUUUGUAAACAAAGGAAAAAUCGUUCAAGAAAUGCUUUUUGCAAGGACCUUGAUUACUGACACUAAAGGUGAAUCUAUUUUCAAUAUAGUCAAAGACUUUUUUAAAGAAAAAAAUAUUCCUCUUAAAAACGUUAUACCUAUUGCCACUGAUGGAGCACCUGCAAUGGUAGGACGUCAUCGUGGGUUCAUAGCUUUUUUUAAAAAUGAAAUACCCGGUAUUUUAGCUAUUCACUGCGUCAUUCACAGACAACAUUUAGUUGCAAAAAACCUCAGUGAUCGUUUGCAUCAGUCAUUACAAUAUGUUAUAUCUGCUGUGAAUAAAAUUCGUAGUAAUUCGUUGAACAAUCGACUAUUUACAAAGCUAUGCAAGGAAAACGACGAAGAAUUCAAUCGCUUGUUUUUACACACCGAAGUUCGCUGGCUCUCCAAAGGUGCCUGCCUCAAUAGGGUUUGGAAUCUUUUUGAUUCUGUGCUUGAGUUUCUUGAAGAGAAAGAUGUAAAGCUUAAAGACAGGUUGUUACUAUUUAAAAGCGAUGUUGCUUAUAUGACCGAUUUAUUUGCAAAGUUUAAUGCCAUUAAUUUGCAACUGCAAGGUGACGAGCUCAAUUUAAUAACGUCAAAAUCGGUUAUUUCUGCAUUCCAAAAAAAAUUGACUUUGUGGAAGACCAAUUUUGGUCGCCAAGAGUUCAGCCAGUUCCCAGUCUACGCCAUAGACCAUUGGAAAUGCCUAAAUGAAAAAUAAAACGUAUUAAAUCAUAUCUUAACUGUAUAUUAACAGUAUUAUAACCAGAAGGUAUUGCUUACAACAUCUUUGUAGAGUACUUGAAAUGUUAGGAAAGAUCGUAAGUCCUCUGGCACUUGAGGAACAGUUUUAUAUGUGGCAUCUACUCCAACCAGCUCUACUGAAGCUAACUCUUCGCGAUAUCUAUAGAUCGCAUCAAUGUUGGCAAAAACAACUGCUACACAAAUAUCAUUCACAAUUAGUUCUUGUUAAAAAAAUGUUGAGGGUAUAAUUUGAAAUGUGGAUGGUUUGCGGUGUUUUUAGUCUCCACAACCUUUUCAUCUUUUUCAACCUUUCUGAGAACUGGAUGCACGUAUACUUUGUGGCUGCUUCUUAG